AACAAAACAAAAACCACAAUAAAUGUAUGAAAAAUAUUAUAUUUUUUUAUUGAAAAUGACUUAACAAGUCGGCGUUACACGUUUAAAGCAUCAUUUCGACGACAUUCCAUUAGAAUUGUAGUUAUGUGUGCUAAAGAAGUUUCACCGAAGUGACAACCAAAUACAGAAUACUGUGCUAUCGGCAUAAGCUAACGUUGACGUCUGUUACAGAUAUUCGCAUUAGCCACUGUGGUUUUUGCAGUCGAUUAUUUGGGUGUAUCGCAUCAAAAUCAUUAUGAAUUCGUAUACAAGGCGCAACUUGACCAAGGUGAUGGCCGAAAAGGCGUUACUCAGCGAGUCCUUGAGGAACUUAAACAAAACUACCUGGUACAGGGUGGACAAAGAGGACUUGAAACAAGAAGUGUUUGAGAAGUUCAUAGAAAUGGCGCCGGACACGGACACCGAACGAUUUCUGGUCGAUUCGACGGAGCAAAGCGACAGGCUUUUUACUCAGAUCUGGCAAUCAGCAGUGUCGUCCGUGUUAAACGCGUUCAUGACGAAGACUUCGAUUAACGGGUUGCUGAGAAGAGGUUCCAUGUUUGUUUUCUCUACAGCUCAAAUCAGAAAACUGCUUAAUCUCACCUAUUUUGCUAGCGGGUCUUCAUUAAUCGACUUGGGAGCAGGAGACGGCGCUACCACCGACAAGUACAUGCCACUGGUCAACCACAUUUAUGUGACAGAGAAAUCAGGACCAAUGAUUCGAAUUUUAUCAAAAAAGGGUUUUAGAUUGUUAGACGCCGACUUGUGGUGGAAUCACGAGGAGAAGUUUGACAUUGUGUCUUGCCUAAACUUGCUGGACCGUUGCAGCGAUCCGAUGGAUUUACUCGACAACAUCAAAAACUCUUUGAAACCCAAUGGCAGAGUUGUGAUAGCCCUCGUCUUACCAUACAAGCCGUUUGACGAAUUUAAGUCCGUAGUACCCGAAGAAAAACUACCGAUCACAGGCGAUUCGUUUGAAGAACAAGUAACGUCUACCAUCGAGAAUGUAUUCGAACCGGCCGGCUUUAAUGUGCUCUGUUGGACCAAACUACCGUACUUGUGUGAAGGAGAUUUGAGUCAAGAUUAUUACUGGCUUAACGACGCAGUUUUCAUAUUGUCGGUGCCACAAAUAAAAACAACGUAGCAAUAUAAUAUAAUUAUUUUAUUUUAUAUUUAAUUUUAAAAUAUCAUCUAAAAUAUUUUAGGAGUCAAUUAUUAUUACUAUUAUGAGUAUUUAUAUUUUUACUUAACGUAAACCACAGCAAAAU
This is a messenger RNA of Adelges cooleyi (spruce gall adelgid), 1286 nucleotides long. RefSeq names its product protein-L-histidine N-pros-methyltransferase. NCBI's taxonomy places the organism in Eukaryota, Metazoa, Arthropoda, Insecta, Hemiptera, Adelgidae. The coding region runs from base 275 to 1162 and encodes 295 amino acids. The transcript is spliced from 6 exons. Gene Ontology annotation, molecular function: protein-L-histidine N-pros-methyltransferase activity. The record is from RefSeq and is a predicted model, not a curated record.